Messenger RNA from Rotaria sp. Silwood1, 783 nucleotides. The record is from the annotation of a GenBank genome assembly. Lineage: Eukaryota; Metazoa; Rotifera; Eurotatoria; Philodinida; Philodinidae.
AUGUCUAAUUCAUUAAUGAUGAACAAACAAAAUCAAGAUACUGUUCUUAAUAUGAUUCCUACACGAAAUUCUUCUGUAGAAUCACAAAGAAUUUUUUCAAUAACAAAUGAACAAUUAGAAACAAUAUUAGAACGAUUAAUAAAAUUACAAAGUCCUCCUGUUAAUGUAUCGAAUGCGAUUGGAAAUCCAGGUCCUCUUGGUCUUGCUGCAUUUUCAUUACCAACAUUUAUGCUCUCAGUAUUUAAUGCUGGUUCAAAUUUAAUUGAUCCUCGUUUAGAACUAGUUGUGUUACCAGUUGCAUUUUUUUAUGGUGGUUUAACACAAUUUGUUGCUGGUAUGUGGGAAUUUCGAGUUAAUAAUACAUUUGGUGCAACAACAUUUACAAGUUAUGGAGCUUUUUGGAUGUCAUUUGCUGCUUAUAUUUAUUUCAUUGUACCAAAAAUUGAAUCAAUUAAUAAAACAAAAAAAGCAACAGGACUUUUUCUUUUAUCAUGGUUUAUUUUUACUAUUUAUAUGAAUAUUGCUGCUUGGAGAAUUUCAAAACUUUUAUUUAGUUUGAUUACUAUAUUGAAUUUUGUAUUUUUAUUUUUAAUAAUUGGUCUUCUAGCUGAUGUACCUGUAUUGGUAAAUAUUGGAGGAUGGCUAGGAAUAAUUCUUGCUGCUUUAGCAUGGUAUUCUUCAGCAGCUGCUAUUAUUAAUACAACAUAUAAAAAAGUUUUAUUACCAACGGGAGCUUACGUAGAAAAAGAAAAAUCAUCUAAAACUUUAACUACUCGUUUGUAA